AAGGAUUUACUCUUUUUAUUAUUUCUCAAAACAACCACAUUACAAACUAGAAGCCAUUCAAAGUAGACACGUCUCAAUUUUAAAAAUGUUUUUAAUUUUACAUAUCACUUUGAUAUCUUGUGUUUGUGUAUCUAUAACUUUGUCGCAACAUAAUAAUCUGCUCAGCCUUUUACCCAACUAUGUUGGAGUCGGCGUCCAGUCUAACCGGAUGCAGAGUACCAGCAUUUCAUCAGUGACACAUAUACUCAUAAAGAGACACGUAGAUUUUCGAGAGCGAUUCUUAGAAAGGCAAAGACAGAGACAAAUUAAAGACAGAAAACUAGUGCUAGAAAAAGAUGCUGUAGUCAAAAAUAUCGAAGUUAUAGACGAUAUUACACAUCAUAGAAAAACAGGAGACAUGACAACUGAUAAAUGGGUAAAAGUUCUGUCUAUAGAAGAUGAUUUUCGUCAUCUUCUUGCAAUGAGUGAUAUGAAGUACACAUAUAAAAGAGAUAUGCAUUGGCGUACGUGGAGAAAUAUAGCUAAUGGAAGUAAAAAUAAGAUUGUUUGUUAUAAGUGUAAUAAUUUGCAAGUUAAUGGUACCGGAUGUCUGAAUUGUGGGAUGUGGACGAUAGAAGAGAGACCGCCUCCGUGUCCCUACGAGUUUUACUCUGUAGUAUCUGAUACCGACCUUUGUGGAGUAAACUACACUCAGUAUUCGAACAUAGACAGUGCCUGCCCUUCUGUCAUCAAGUUCUCGGAGCUAACAGCAACUUGUGAUAAUCCUAUAGAGACGUAUUAUAAGUUCAGUAAAAUGUAUGGCGUUACUGAUAGCAAUGAGAGUAUCAUUUGUAAUGGGAAGGAUUAUUGCGAGAUUUCUACUAUUUAUGAAAUUACACCACAACACGUAAUAUUCCGUAUAAUAAACUCCACAAACGACGUUAUUUACUCAAGAAUUAUGAAACCAAACAACAACAACUAUAUCUGUAUUGACGACUGCGGCAGAUUCAACCCCGACACUAAAAAAGUCGCAAGAAGCGAUAAACCUCUAAAACUAAACCUCUUUUCGCUCAGAAAAUCUGACCCGGAAAAGCCAUUGAACGAAAUGAACGAUGGUAUACCAGUAACAGAGUCUAUUUUAUCUGUGCCGUCAGCGGAAACAGAAAUGUCAGUGUCAAAAAGUGGCGGGAAUGAUGUAGAUUUAAAUGAGAACAAUAUGGAAUGGGCGGAACUUAAGUUGCAUCGGAGUGAAUCAGAUUAAAGUGAGAAAACUUCCGAUAUCUAAAGCGCGGUCGGCAGUUGGCAUUCAAAGCGGACUCAGAUUUUGAGAAAAUCGUCACAUUUUUUAUAUACCUAUCUUCAGAAUUUACUAGCAGUUUUUUCUAUUAGGCUUUGCACUCACUCGUAAGUUUUGCUCCCGGAAAGCUUAAUAUAAACCAAAUAAAACAAAUGUAUAACCCCUCUGUAAGUCGCUUAGGUGCAGUAAUUAGGGUUCCGUACCCACAGGGUAAAACAAUAGGGUCCCCCUAUUGUUUUCGCUCCUCUGUGCGUCUGUCACCAG
This is a messenger RNA of Helicoverpa zea (corn earworm), 1540 nucleotides long. RefSeq lists its product as uncharacterized. The transcript is spliced from 3 exons. The record is from RefSeq and is a predicted model, not a curated record. Bases 86 to 1240 code for a protein of 384 amino acids. NCBI's taxonomy places the organism in Eukaryota, Metazoa, Arthropoda, Insecta, Lepidoptera, Noctuidae.